Messenger RNA from Necator americanus (New World hookworm), 3117 nucleotides. RefSeq lists its product as uncharacterized. Gene Ontology annotation, molecular function: RNA polymerase III type 3 promoter sequence-specific DNA binding; RNA polymerase III general transcription initiation factor activity; TBP-class protein binding. The record is from RefSeq and is a predicted model, not a curated record. The transcript has 28 exons. The coding region runs from base 1 to 3117 and encodes 1038 amino acids. Gene Ontology annotation, biological process: transcription by RNA polymerase III; transcription preinitiation complex assembly; DNA-templated transcription initiation. NCBI's taxonomy places the organism in Eukaryota, Metazoa, Nematoda, Chromadorea, Rhabditida, Ancylostomatidae. Gene Ontology annotation, cellular component: transcription factor TFIIIB complex; transcription preinitiation complex; nucleus.
AUGACACGGACCUGUCCGCAUUGCGGCUCUUCUGAUAUCGAUGAAGAUGCUGGAAGAGGUGAUGCUACUUGUAUGGCAUGUGGAACUGUACUGGAGGAGUCAAUUGUGGUUUCGGAGAAUCAAUUCCAGGAACGAGCUGGUGGCUCUGGUCAUACCCUUGUCGGUCAGUUUGUAUCCAUUGAACGCGCUCAAUCUCAAGCGCGAGCGGGCGGCGUCGUUUCGCAAGAAUCACGGGAAGUCACCUUUGCGAAAGGACGGAAACUAAUUGAGGAAAUUGCUAGUCAACUUCGCAUUAAUCAACAUUGCAUUGAUACAGCGUACAAUUUUUUCAAAAUGUCUGUGAGUCGGAAUCUCACCCGUGGUCGAAUACGAUCUCAUGUUGUUGUUGCUUGUUUAUAUAUGACAUGUCGAUUAGAAAAUACUGCUCAUUUGCUUCUUGACUUUAGUGAUAUCACUCAGGUGAAUGUGUUCGAUCUCGGGCGCACUCUCAGUUUUUUGUCGCGAUCGCUACGAAUCAAUUUGCCGUCGACCGACCCAUGUCUUUACAUUAUGCGUUUUGCAUGUCUUUUGGAGUUUGGAGAGAAGCAGAAGGAGGUAGUAAAUCUGGCUACUCGGCUUGUCCAACGAAUGAAGCGCGAUUGGAUGUCAACUGGUCGUCGGCCAACUGGUCUGUGCGGGGCAGCCCUUUUACUUGCCGCAAGAUCGUUCAAUUUCAACCGAACCAUUGGCGAUGUUGUAAAGGUGGUCCACAUCAGUGAGUCUGUAGUUAGAAAACGGCUGGAAGAGUUUAGUCAGACCCCUUCUGGCGCGCUAACCAUAGACGAGUUUUCUACCAUAGACUUGGAGCAUUGCGAAGAUCCACCAGCAUUUCGAGAAGCUAGAAGAAAAGCUCGCGAAGAGCAGCUAGCCAAGGAGGCAGAAUUGGCAGCAGAAAUGGAGAAAGAUGUACUCCCUAUUGAGGAGGAGUUGGAACGCGCGCUAGAGAAGAAAAGGAGAGAGAAGUUCAAGCAAACUCGAUAUGCUAAACUCGUGGCUGGUGAAUUAAACGAUCCUGAAGUAGGGACAGCUGAGGAGGCCCUUGUCCGUGAUGAGGUCAUGGAUACGGUAUAUCAAGCUGUUGACGAGGAAGAAAGAUCGGAAGGUUCCAACUACAAUCAGUAUGCUCCAUCUCUACAGUCGCUGGGAAUCACUCAGUCGCCUGUCACUGCUAAUGGUGUGAUAACAUCGUCCUCAGCACCUCUUCCCUCACAAGAUCGACCUGACGGAUCACUUGACCUCACAGGUAUCGAUGAUGACGAAAUUGAUUCCUAUAUAUUAACCAGCAAGGAGUCAGAGGUGAAGGAAAGGUUUUGGAUGAAGUUGAACGGAGAGCACUUGAAAGAGAUGGAGAGGAGGCGAAAAGAGCGUGAGGAAGAAGAGGAAAAAGAAAAGGACAACCCGACCAAGAAGAAACGGCGCCGUGUUUUACCACCCAGGCAGAAUCUUGCAUCUAAUACAGCUAUUGAAGCCAUGGAAAAAAUAAUACAUGAAAAGAAGCUUUCUAAUAAAGUCAACUAUGACAUUUUGAAAGAAAUCGAGCACACUACAAGUGGUAUGGACUCAAUCAAGAAGGAAAGAAGUCAGACAGUAAUUGAGAAUGUCAAUGAACUUGUGUCGACACUCGGAAUGGACGAAGCGAUCUCUGAUGUCAGUGGGCCUACUUCGAGUCGAACUGUUCCUUUGACGCCAGAAAAUAUGACGCGGAGGGAAAGGGAAAUCAGCAGACGCAACAAACCAUUGAAGAAUUCAUCAGCGCUGCGGGUUGCGUUCAAAAUCGAACCUACAACUUCAACUGAUAUGGAAUCUCAAUCGCUCGACGUAAAAAGACCUAUUUCUCUCAACCGGUCUCGGUACGGUCGAAUAGGUGUUAUCCGCCCGAAUCUUGCCAGUGCUGGUGUGCAUAAGUCGGUCGUGAAUAAUGACUCCGCAGAAGAAUCCCCGGUGACUGUUAAUGAGGAAGAAGGCCAGAAUCCAUCUAAACCCACUACAUUGGUUCCGGAAGCUGAGACGUCCCCUGAUGUAAAAAUAAAACUUCAAAUGGGAGGAGUGGAACGUAGUUUGAAUGACGAACCGGAAAGUUCUUCUUCUGGCGCAAACAAUGAAAGUAUAACUUCAUCAGCAUCAAAUGAUGAUGUUCCUUCUCCUUCGCUUGCUAAUAACGUUGAGAACACAAAAGAGGUGCCCAUCAUACCUGUCGUAGACGGAUCAAAUCUGCUAACACGAUCGAAGCGGACGAGAGGUAAAAUUCCAAAAUCAGCCGAAACUUUGGAGCAAGCAAAACCUGCUGAAGAAAUAGCAUCUCCAAGUGAUGAGGUGCAAAUAAUGGAGGACACAACACCUCCCAUUGAAAAGCCAGCUGAUUCUUCCACAAAUCUUUUGAGACGAGGUCGACGGCCUAUGGUCAAACCACAAGUCCAGGAAAAGGUGCACUCACCGGACUCCAGUGGUGCAGAAAAACAGAAAGAUGUCAUCACAAUCGACGAGAGUGUGUCUGGGAAUGAUGCAGCAGGGACAUCUACUGGAGUCGCUAACUCAAAUUUACUAAAACGUGGACGACGACCACUGGUGAAACCAGCAGUCGCAUCAUCGAACGCAAAAGUGGUCAAUUUGGAGUCGUCUCAAAAGGAGUCACUUGCAAACGAGUCCCAAGAAUCUAAGGAAAAGAGCGGUCCAGAUGAAAUUGUCCUUCAGCGUGGUCGGAAAUCACUCUUAAAACCGAAAUUAGCAACUUCUUCUUCUGAGCUAAAGAAUGGUGAAACUAGCAAAAAUAAUGCUGACAGCAAUGCGAACACUAACGAGGGUAUGACAACAGACUCGCAGUCUUCAGAAAUGAAUGUAUCCUCCAGGACGAGGCGAUCUUCUGAAGCGCCAUUGUCUCCUCCAAAUAAGAAAGCUUCAUUAAAUUCAUUUGACAACUCCGAACCAGUGACGCUUACUCGUCCUAAACCAAGAUCUCGACCCACCAGGGGUGCUUUAAGACGAAUUUUGAUAGAUUCCAUAGUGCGGAUCAAAGCUCUAGUUGUUACUGUUGGCAACAUGCUUGUUACUGUUGUUGCGAAAGAACUUUUUUUGAUGUAA